UUGAGAGCCUCGGCUCUAUACAAACCGCAUCCGUCUAUAAAUGCCAUUUGAACGACGAUUUUGAAGUCCGCCGAAAAAUUUUCGAGGGCUGCUAUUCUUCGCGCUUUCUUCUUCCAAAUCCUUUCUCGCUCUGCUGUCUCACACUUCUCAGUGCUCAGCAUUACUCUUCUCUCUCUUCCUUCCAAAUGGAUGGACAAGACUCAGAAGAUCCAAAAAGCACUGCUGAUAUGACAGCGUUUGUUCAAAACCUCCUUCAGCAGAUGCAAUCCAGGUUUCAGACCAUGUCUGACUCCAUAGUCUCAAAGAUUGACGAAAUGGGAAACCGGAUAGAUGAGCUAGAGCAGAGCAUUAAUGACCUGAAAGCUGAAAUUGGCGGAGAUGGCUCUCCAUCUCCAUUGCCUCCUUCCAAAGUUAAACAGGAAGAGACCCCCAGUGGCUCAUCUUAAACUUGGGUGAUUUUGGAUAUUAUGUUAAACCAGAUUGAGUCCAUCAUUAUGUUAUACCAUAUAUCCUCUUGGAACACAUGUGAACCUCAUUCUAGUUUGUUGGUUUACAUUUUAUUUGCUUCUCUUUGGAUGGAUAUAUUAGAGAAAUGAUUGCCUAGAAUCAUAGCUAUUUGAGACAAUUGAAUGUGGACCAUUAUUGAGCCUUGAAAUUUCCCUGGUUGUGAAGAUUAUAGUUAUAAAUGUUUUUUAAUGUGGCU
This is a messenger RNA of Amborella trichopoda, 703 nucleotides long. It is a transcript of the gene HSBP, whose product is annotated as heat shock factor binding protein. Gene Ontology annotation, molecular function: transcription corepressor activity. Gene Ontology annotation, cellular component: cytosol; nucleus. Gene Ontology annotation, biological process: cellular heat acclimation. The record is from RefSeq and is a predicted model, not a curated record. NCBI's taxonomy places the organism in Eukaryota, Viridiplantae, Streptophyta, Magnoliopsida, Amborellales, Amborellaceae.